AUGAUCCUCGUCGUCCUCGCUAUAGUCGCGGUUACUUACUACGCUGUAGUCAUCGCGAGCUACGGCCCCGAGUUAUCGAAGGGAGGCUCCACCUCGUUUCUCGCGUUCCUCGUGCUCGCCGUCUUCCACGGCCUCGUAAGCCUCCUCUUCCGCCUCGUCACACCCUUCCACGAUCGUUCCCGGCUUCUCGGCAUGCUACUCUGGAGUUACUUCUCCGUCGUGCUCACGGACCCUGGUGGUGUACCACCGGACUGGCAUCCCUUCUUUCGCGGCGACGACGAUCUCGAAGCUCAGUCGUUGCAAACCCUAGACACCCACAGGCAAGCCGCCCUUGGGAAUUACCCUCCCUCUGCCGCCGGCGAUUCUUCUGCUGACUCUGGUCGUUCAGGCUCCGCUGCCAGCGUGGCAAGCGCUGGCGUCCUGUCCGAGUCGGCAUCCGACGAUCGCGAUAAUGACGAUGACAGCUCAGCAAUGGAUGACCCUCGUGCUGCUCUUGUGGGCCCCUCGGGCGGCAGGGCGGGCAUGGAGAACGGCGGGAAGCAGCAGGACCAGCAGCAGCAGCAGCAGCAGCAGUCGCAAGCAGUGUCGCGCGGAGGGGGAGCGGGGAUGGUGGGGGGGAGAGACGGAAUGGGGGACGCGGGGAUGGGGAGCGGGGCAGUGGAGAUUCGGCGGUGCAAGCGGUGCUUGCAGUUCAAACCGCCUCGAGCACACCACUGCUCUGUCUGUGGGCGGUGCAUAUUGAAGAUGGACCAUCACUGCGUAUGGGUGAUCAACUGCGUGGGCGCUAAGAACUACAAGCAAUUUCUUCUCUUCCUCUUCUACACAUUUGUGGAGACAGCCAUGGUGGCCGUGGUACUGCUGCCGCACUUCAUAGACUUCUUCACCACGCCACCCUCCGCCAGCGACGAUGCCACCAAGCUCGCCACCGUCUUCCUCUCCUUCGUGUUGAACAUAGCAUUCGCCGUGAGUCUGCUGGGAUUCCUCAUCAUGCACGUCUCUCUCGUGCUCGGCAACACCACCACCAUCGAGGCGUUUGAGAAGAGGGGGUCGCACAGAUGGCGGUACGACCUGGGCAGGCGAAGGAACUUCGAGCAGGUGUUUGGCAUGGACAGGAGGUACUGGUUCCUGCCAAUGUACUCACCAGAGGACCUGCGCAGAAUGCCAGUGCUGCAUGGCCUAGACUACCCUCACAACCCCGAGUACCUCCAAGAGUUUGAGGAGGCAGGAGCUAAGGCAGGGGCAGGAGGAAAGGCCUUAGCUUUGAGGCAGGGGGAGAAGGCAGGGGCAGGAGGAGAGGCAGAGGCAUGA
Molecule: messenger RNA, 1308 nt
Organism: Closterium sp. Naga37s-1
Lineage: Eukaryota; Viridiplantae; Streptophyta; Zygnematophyceae; Desmidiales; Closteriaceae
Source: the annotation of a GenBank genome assembly